GACAGUAGGUAGCUUAAUUACCUACAUAUAGAAAGAAAGAAAUACAGAAAGAUCGAGCGAGAGAGUGGGAGAUCUGAGUUGUGUCUGGUGGAUUUGUGUGGUAUUUGAGAUCAGAGAGAAGAGGGAUGAGAGAAAUCAUAAGCAUACACAUAGGGCAAGCAGGUAUUCAGGUAGGGAAUUCAUGUUGGGAGCUUUAUUGCCUUGAACAUGAAAUUCAGCCCGAUGGUAUGAUGCCCAGUGACACAUCAGUGGGCGUUGCGCACGAUGCUUUUAAUACCUUCUUUAGCGAGACCGGUGCAGGCAAACAUGUGCCCAGAGCUAUAUUUGUUGACCUGGAACCUACCGUUAUCGACGAGGUCCGGACAGGGACUUACCGCCAGCUUUUCCAUCCUGAACAGCUUAUUUCUGGGAAGGAAGAUGCUGCUAACAAUUUUGCAAGAGGGCAUUAUACUGUGGGGAAGGAGAUUGUUGAUCUAUGCCUUGAUCGAGUGAGGAAGUUAGCUGAUAACUGCACUGGUUUGCAAGGGUUUUUGGUUUUUAAUGCCGUUGGUGGUGGCACUGGUUCUGGUUUGGGGUCCUUGUUGUUGGAACGCUUGUCCUUAGAUUAUGGAAAGAAGUCUAAGCUUGGAUUUACCAUCUAUCCUUCUCCUCAGGUCUCAACUGCAGUUGUGGAGCCUUAUAACAGUGUUCUUUCUACACACUCCCUCCUUGAGCAUACAGAUGUGGCUGUGCUUUUGGACAAUGAAGCUAUUUAUGACAUCUGCCGCAGAUCCCUAGAUAUUGAGAGGCCAACUUAUACCAAUUUGAAUCGAUUGAUUUCCCAGAUAAUAUCAUCUUUGACCACUUCCUUAAGGUUUGAUGGGGCCAUUAAUGUGGAUGUUACUGAGUUUCAGACUAACCUUGUGCCAUAUCCCCGUAUACAUUUCAUGCUUUCCUCAUAUGCCCCUGUAAUUUCAGCUGAGAAAGCAUACCAUGAGCAGCUGUCUGUACCUGAGAUUACAAAUGCAGUGUUUGAUCCCUCAAGCAUGAUGGCAAAAUGUGAUCCAAGGCACGGCAAAUAUAUGGCCUGCUGCUUGAUGUACCGUGGUGAUGUUGUCCCAAAGGAUGUUAAUGCUGCCGUUGCCACUAUCAAGACAAAAAGGACUGUGCAGUUUGUUGACUGGUGCCCGACUGGAUUCAAAUGUGGUAUCAAUUACCAGCCUCCAACUGUUGUACCAGGAGGUGAUCUUGCCAAGGUGCAGCGAGCUGUGUGCAUGAUCAGCAACAACACAGCAGUGGCAGAGGUGUUUUCUCGCAUUGAUCACAAAUUCGAUCUUAUGUAUGCCAAGAGGGCAUUUGUUCACUGGUAUGUUGGUGAAGGCAUGGAAGAAGGGGAGUUCUCUGAGGCCCGUGAAGAUUUGGCUGCUCUCGAGAGAGAUUAUGAAGAAGUUGGUGCUGAAGCUGUGGAGGAUGAAGACGAGGGUCAAGAUUAUUGAGGUAGUUGUGUGAGGGAUAUGUUCGGUGAUUGAUUGAUUUGAGCAUUGCUCAUCUCCAUGUCGUUGUCUCUAUCUCCAUCUCUAUCUCUAUCUCUCUGCUGUUCCAUUUCUCAUGUAUUAUCAUUCUCUCUUCAUGUUAUGAAAUUGUUAGAAAGCUGUGUUUGCAUUGUUUCUGAUCAAGUGUUUUGUAUGCUAUGAAAGAAAUUAUUUUCUAGAAUCA
Messenger RNA from Camellia sinensis, 1695 nucleotides. RefSeq names its product tubulin alpha-5 chain. Gene Ontology annotation, cellular component: microtubule. NCBI's taxonomy places the organism in Eukaryota, Viridiplantae, Streptophyta, Magnoliopsida, Ericales, Theaceae. Gene Ontology annotation, biological process: microtubule-based process. The record is from RefSeq and is a predicted model, not a curated record. Gene Ontology annotation, molecular function: structural constituent of cytoskeleton; GTP binding.